AUGCUUCAACGCACACUUCUACCGUGCCAAAGGAGACUUUUCCACAGCGUCCGUCCCCUCUUCAACAAAAACCCGCUCAUUCACGAAAACGGACUCUACUACGGCAAAUUCACCAAGGAGGAGUACGACAAGGCCAAGCAGUUCGUCACCACCCAGUACGAAAAGCUCGAGAAAGAUAUCAAGGGCACAGAGCAUGUGCGUGAAAAGGUGGGAAAAAUGCCCCAGUUUCCUUCUCGUGGGCCCGCCAGGGGCGUGGCCAACUUGCUGGAUUUCUUCCAGGAGAUGAUCAAAACGACAGGUCCCAUUCCUCUCUCAGCUUAUAUGAGACAGUGUCUUACCCACCCAGAGUUUGGCUACUACACCACAAGGAACCCAUUGGAUGCUCUAGGAGGCGAUUUUAUCACGUCGCCGGAGAUUCUGUCCGUGUUUGGCGAAAUGAUUGGAAUCUGGCUAUACUCAGUGUGGACCAGUCAGGGCUCGCCUAAAAAGAUCAGAAUCGUCGAGUUCGGCCCGGGAAAGGGCACCCUCAUGCACGACGUGGUCAUUGUGUUCAACAAGUUCGUUGCCAAAUCGGCGGCGGCUGUUGACAUCGAGGUUGUCAUGGUCGAAGCCUCUCACGUUCUCCGUAAAGAGCAGCACAAGCUUUUGUGCAAUGAUAACACCUACGAGACGACAUCCGAAGGCUACAACACGUCAACUACAAAAUGGAACAACAAGGUGACGUGGGUCGACACCGAAAAGGACAUCGUCCAGGCCUCAGACACCGCCAAUUACGUCUUGGCUCAUGAAUUUUUUGAUGCUUUGCCAAUAAAGUCGUUUACAAAAACGGAGCACGGCUGGAGAGAACACGUCGUAGAACACACCCUGGCGGUGUUAAACACUCAACCCAAAUUGGAGGGUUCUAGUCCAGUGCAGAGCGAGGAAAACGAAGAGCUCAACACAGACUUCCACCUCACUGUAUCGCCAAAAGAAACACCCUCGUCGGCCAUUCCUACCUUGAGCCUGCGCUACAGAGACUUGCCUGAAGGUCUGCGUGUGGAGAUCUGUCCAGACGCUGAGCUCUACUUAUCGCACAUUUGCAAUUUGGUAAACGGCUAUAGCGACGGUCUGGCUGGAGCAGCAUUGAUCAUUGACUACGGCCCGGCUGACGAGGUACCUUCCAACUCCUUGAGGGGUAUCUAUCAACACAAGUUUGUGUCUCCGUUCUAUAAGCCUGGCGAUGUAGAUCUUUCCAUCGACGUUGACUUUGCCAAUCUCAAGGACUUGGCUGAACCGCACCUUUCUGUAUAUGGGCCAGUUGAGCAAGGUGACUGGCUCCACGAAAUCGGAGUGGGCUACCGAUUUGACCAGCUUAUCAAAGCUGCGAACCUGAUGGCCAACAAGGAGCUGAUUUACGACUCUUACAUUCGGUUGACGUCUAAAGAUGAAAAAGGCAUGGGCAAAAUCUACAAGUUUUUGGGUCUUUUGCCCCACAAGUCCACGAAGCCCAUUGGAUUUGGUAUGUAG
Molecule: messenger RNA, 1506 nt
Organism: Candidozyma duobushaemuli
Lineage: Eukaryota; Fungi; Ascomycota; Pichiomycetes; Serinales; Metschnikowiaceae
Exons: 1
Coding region: 1-1506 (501 amino acids)
Biological process (GO): mitochondrial respiratory chain complex I assembly
Cellular component (GO): mitochondrion
Molecular function (GO): protein-arginine omega-N symmetric methyltransferase activity
Source: RefSeq, a predicted model, not a curated record